AGUUAAAUGUUCCUACCAGAUUGAGGACGACAGCAGAGAAGAUCUGAAAACAAACAUUUACAGGACUAUGAGACUUUACAUCCUUUUCAGUUUUCUGCUUUUGGCUGUGAUUUGCAGCUGUCGUGUGGAAGAUAGUCAAGUGAAAUUUGGCCCCCUCUGCAGUGGGAACACAAGUAACCGCAAAAGAGGAUGUGAUACGAAGUAUGGCUGUGGAAACUUUGGGGCCAGCCGAGGCGGUGGAAAACGGAAACAUGAGGGUCUUGACAUUGUGUGUGCUGAUGGAGCCACAGUUUAUGCUCCAUUUGAUGUGAAGCUGAACGGCAAAGCUGCACCGUACAAAAAGAACAAUGCUAUCAAUGAUGGCAUUAACUUGAGCGGAGAAGGUCUCUGCUUCAAGUUGUUCUAUGUUAAGCCGGACAGUUACUCUGGGACCCUGACGAAAGGGCAGAAGAUCGGAACUCUGCUCCCAAUGCAGAAUGUUUAUCCUGGAAUCACUUCCCAUGUUCACGUUCAAAUGUGUGACAAAUCAGAUCCCACCAAGUACUUCUGAUGCUGAUGGAGCUGAUGACCACCUGCAAACCACUUCAGAGUCUUGUGCCAUUUAUAUCAGCUUUCUUUCUGUAUGCUGGUGCCCUGCCCUGCCCUUUGCAAUCUAAUAAUAAAGUUGUGAAGACUAUUAUGUUCUCAGUGUUACAUGUGGUAAAUUGUACCAUCAUAACAUAUAAAUCAUCCUGCUUUUUGGACUUAUUCACAAAGAAAUACAAAACAGUGUCUGCUAUAUACAAGGAAGUUAUACACACUGAUAAUUAGUAAGAAAAGUCAAUAAAUAAAUAAAUCA
Molecule: messenger RNA, 838 nt
Organism: Sinocyclocheilus rhinocerous
Lineage: Eukaryota; Metazoa; Chordata; Actinopteri; Cypriniformes; Cyprinidae
Product: leukocyte cell-derived chemotaxin-2-like
Exons: 5
Coding region: 68-550 (160 amino acids)
Source: RefSeq, a predicted model, not a curated record